UGCUCUACGACGUGCCUGGACCUUCUGUUGUCCACCUUGUGCCUCUUCCUCCCUCGCAGACAAAUCAGUUCUAGAUAGAAAGUCACCACCGCCGGAUCUAUCCCUCGAGAGAUCCCAGUAUUCGGUAUAAAUUACUCUUCCUGAUCUUGCGGGUUGCACAGUUCUCCCCAGCAAUAGGUGUUCCCAGUACUUACUGAGCCCCCAGAGAAACCCAACCGUGCAUCCUCCGACGACGGGAGGAAGCGUGUGUCUGUGUGUGCGGCCCUGGAAACCUGCUGAACCCCAGUGGGAGCCAACACAAUAGGAAACCAGCUGCAAUGAGCUGUUUGAACAAUGAAUGGGUAGAUCCGAAAGACCUCCGGAUCCUCUUUCUCGCCAUUCUAUACGUGGUUGCCAGCAUAAUCUGCAUUCUGGUCCUACUAGUGCAGCGCCUCCACCGUCGAGCCUAUAGAUCCUACGCCUACGCACCGCUAGAGAGACAAAUGAUGGAUCCACCGCCAUCGUAUCUGUCCGAGAAGCGUGGCCAUGGUGGUAUUGGUAGUGGUGGCGAAGAAGAGCCCGUCGGCAGUAAUGCAGCAGUGGGCCAGGGCCAGGGCCAGGUCCACGGCUACGGCGUCGCCUAUCUCAAAGACCCAGCCUCCCACAGCGUUGGUCCCUUCCCGUCUGCCUGUGAUAUCCUGCACCCCCUGUCCCAUUCGUCUCCCUUGCCUUCCAGUGGUUAUCUGGCUGCUGUUUUGGCCCGGGAGCGGAUUAACUGGACAAAGCAAUCAUAUCCGCCGGAGGAUCAUCUGGUGCCGUCGUCGCUCGGGCGUGCCGCCUCCGCCCCUGGGCAGGACCGUCAUCCAGCAGCACCCACCGCGGCCAUGGAUGAUCGCCUCGGUGACCCGUCAUUUGAAGAAGGGCUAGCUCACGGGGCCAUCGUUGUGUCAGAUCCUCCGCGACAGACCGGGUCUUUGGCGCCGGCCCAGUGGCAUGCCCGAAGCCACGAACAGGGGGUCCCCAGCAUCGCAAACCUUAUCGGGCCCCAACCCUCCCAAAAAUGCGGCUAUGCAGUUCAAUUCCUGCACGAUGAGGAUGAGGAGGGGGAGCGGUCCUGGCGACGGUUGAUGAUCGAGUACAGCUAGCUGACAGGUGGUGUGACGUUUUCUCCUUCAAGACUGAUGCAUUUUGAUUCCUUUCGGGCGUUAUCUUUGCCUUUGUUUUCUUCUUCUCUCCUACUAUCUUGAUUCUUGGCUUUUCGCAGUCCCAUUCCAUGUUCUUUUCCCGGGAGGAUGCGCUUCUUAUUUUCGGGCUGGUAGCAUGAGGCGCCGGUCCCCAAGGACGGCGCCCAAAAGGGCGGCAGAUUGUGGGUUAGGUUUUCUUGGACCAGGUAGCUCUAGCACUCAAUGACGAUUGAUGACCUCCACGAGGAUGGUAAGAGAAGAAGAGGAAGAAGAAUGAUG
Messenger RNA from Aspergillus sclerotioniger CBS 115572, 1442 nucleotides. RefSeq lists its product as uncharacterized. The transcript has a single exon. Lineage: Eukaryota; Fungi; Ascomycota; Eurotiomycetes; Eurotiales; Aspergillaceae. The coding region runs from base 318 to 1124 and encodes 268 amino acids. The record is from RefSeq and is a predicted model, not a curated record.